UGACGUGAACAACGCGCGUCAGCUGUCUCAAAGUUUUGCUGUGUAAUCUGUACACACGCGAGCAGGAGACGCUACCACACAUCAUUUUGACACUUUAUUUCCAACUCGUUGCUGAAUAUCCACCAUGGAAUACUUACUCGGCAUCACGGGGCCGGAUUUCGUGCUCGUCGCCUCCGAUAACGUCGCAGCGAGCAGCAUCAUUAAGAUGAAACACGACUACGACAAGAUGUUCAAGCUCAGCGAGAAGAUUCUGCUCCUGUGUGUCGGGGAAGCAGGAGACACUGUGCAGUUUGCAGAGUACAUCCAGAAGAAUGUGCAGCUCUACAAAAUGAGGAAUGGUUAUGAACUCAGUCCAUCAGCAGCAGCAAACUUCACACGAAAGAACCUUGCAGACUAUCUCCGGAGCAGGACUCCGUAUCAUGUGAACCUGUUGCUGGCGGGCUACGAUGACACAGACGGCCCGGGUCUCUUCUACAUGGACUACCUGUCCGCCCUGGCCAAGGCUCCCUUCGCGGCCCACGGCUACGGAGCCUUCCUCACUCUAUCCAUUCUUGACCGUCACUACAAACCAGAUCUGACCCGGGAGGAGGCGAUGGAUCUUCUGAAGAUGUGCAUUCAAGAACUGAACAAGCGCUUCGUCCUGAACCUCCCCUCCUUCACAGUCCGUUUGAUCGACAAGGACGGCAUCCAUGACCUGGAGAAGCUCACCGUCGUCCCUGAAUCCAGUCCGGCGCUGAAGGCUCAAUAGUACUGAUCAAACAUGUGGUCGACAAAAGUGAAUAUUCCUGGGGAGCCCUUCAUGCUGAACCUCCCCUCCUUCACUGAACGUUUGAUUGACAAGGAGGUUAUCCAUGACCUGGAGAAGCUCACCGUCGGCGCCAAGUGACCGUUCACUGCUCCACCACAACCCUGACGCCCUCUCUUCUUUUUUUUUUUUGUACUGUUGACCUCCUUGCUCUUUCUGUUCCAAUAAAAAGUGACACACACACAGUUGAGAUACAAGCUCUUUGUCCCUGUGGUGCUUUCUCGUUGCUCUCAUGUCUGCUCAUCUGCACAUGGAAAGAGAACAGCCUUCUGGCUGUGUACUUUUGCAGUGUACUUCUGCACUUGUUCUCAGCCAGUGUUCGUGCGUGUAAUGUAUACUUUCUCAUGCUUGUGCACGUGGAGCAGAACAUGGCUGAGCAUAUGAUGUUACUUGGAAAAAUGGGCAAAGUUUACGUUUUUUAUCUGUCCAUAAAUGACAAAUGAUUUAAUGAGUCAAAUAAUCAGUUUAAUCAGCUUUUAAAUACUUAUUCGUUUUUGAGUUGUCGAGUUGAAUCAACACUUUUCUAACAGCAGUGAAUGUGUGGUUACAGUCUGAGUAGUUAACAGUAAAUACUGAGCUGAUGAAUCAGACUGCACUUGAUUAUUUAGCUCUGCAGUUGAUUAAAUCUGGUGAAUUCAAUUGUUGUGCUCCUUUAUUCUGAAACUUGAAACCCAAACUAACUAUAAUAUCUAAGCAAAUUCUAUAAUGAACAUUGUGAAAAGUUUGGAAUGUUUACUUAAGAUUUUUGCAGUCAAACAUGUUAAAAACGUGGAUUUGGGAAAUGUAAAUUAGGGUCAGGAAGAAAAAACGAUUUGCUUCUUAAUUCGCCUCGUAUCAUUUGCUGCUUAAUGACAAUAAAUAUAAUUACCAAGAACAUGGUUAAAAAAAGGUUUAAUUUAUAUACUGUAUAGUUCUGUACUGGCUGGUACUCGUCCAUGGAUCCUGUUUGGUGUUGGAGGCUCAAACCUACUGAUCAAAAAUAUGGUCAACACAAUUGAACAUUCCUGGUAUGAAUAUUUUUUAACAUUAUUCUGGAUAAGAGACUAAAUUAAAGUUUUUCAUUAAUAUUUCA
Messenger RNA from Pleuronectes platessa (European plaice), 1877 nucleotides. RefSeq names its product proteasome 20S subunit beta 2 (gene psmb2). The transcript is spliced from 7 exons. Gene Ontology annotation, cellular component: cytosol; nucleus; proteasome core complex. Gene Ontology annotation, biological process: proteasomal protein catabolic process. The coding region runs from base 125 to 748 and encodes 207 amino acids. The record is from RefSeq and is a predicted model, not a curated record. Gene Ontology annotation, molecular function: peptidase activity. NCBI's taxonomy places the organism in Eukaryota, Metazoa, Chordata, Actinopteri, Pleuronectiformes, Pleuronectidae.